This is a messenger RNA of Copidosoma floridanum, 536 nucleotides long. RefSeq names its product bolA-like protein 3. Gene Ontology annotation, cellular component: mitochondrial matrix. The record is from RefSeq and is a predicted model, not a curated record. Lineage: Eukaryota; Metazoa; Arthropoda; Insecta; Hymenoptera; Encyrtidae.
GUAAAAUAAUUAAAUUUUGAAAACAAACGAAUAUAGUUUUGAAACUAAGUAAGUAUUCAAAGUGGCUUAAAAAAGUCCCUAUUUCAGUAUGUUUCAACGACUUUGGGCAUCCAAUUCUCGUAGUAUUUCUUUAAUAUCAAGAGUUUGGAAUGGCCAACAUAAUGUGCUGUCUGGCAAAAAAGCAGAAGACAAGAUGACAUCCCUUUUGAAGGAUAAGUUUCCCAAAGCUAAAGUGAUCGAAGUCUGUGAUGUUUCAGGUGGUUGUGGUGCUAUGUUUGAAGUUAGUGUAAUUACCUCAGAGUUUAAAGGGUUAAACACUAUAAAGCAACACCGACUUAUUAAUGAGAUCCUCAAAGAAGAAAUCAAAGACAUGCAUGGUAUUAGAAUACAUACAAGUGUUGCUGAAUCAUAAGUAGCGGCCCAAAAUUAUCUUUCUUGGUACAACUGUGCUCCUUAGGAGUACAUAUUAAAUAUUUUUACUUCUAGAAGUUCCUGGUAUGAUGUGUUUAAUUAAUAAGAAAACCAUUAUGUAAAUA